AUGGAUUUCGUCUCGUCGCCGGGCAACAUCACGCAGGAGGACUUCCUCGCGAUCGUGGGAGCGAACGGAACGUACGGGGGUGCGGGCGGUGCCGGCGUCGGUGGUACCGCCAUGUUUAACGACUCACUAGCGGCGGCGGCAGCGGCAGCAGCAGCCGCAUCCGCCGGCACGGCCGGUACCGGUGUCGGGCCGGGCGAAAACCUUACCAUCCUGCACGGUGCGUACCCGAGCGGGUACACGCUACCGCACAUCAUCAUCGCAUCAAUUAUCGUGACAAUACUUAUGAUAGUCAUCGUCGUCGGCAACAUGCUCGUCAUCAUUGCGAUCGCGACGGAAAAGACGCUCAAAAACAUCCAGAACUGGUUCAUCGCGUCCCUGGCGGUGGCGGACUUUUUUCUCGGCCUGGUCAUUAUGCCGUUCUCGCUCGCGAACGAACUGAUGGGGUACUGGAUCUUCGGGAACUGGUGGUGCGAUGUGCAUUCGGCGAUGGAUGUACUGCUGUGCACCUCGUCCAUCAUGAACCUGUGCCUGAUCUCGCUCGAUCGCUACUGGAGCAUCACGAAGGCGAUCGAGUACCUCAAGUCGCGUACACCGGCCCGGGCCGCCUUCAUGAUUGCCGCCGUCUGGAUCAUGUCCGCGCUGGUCUGCAUACCGCCACUGCUCGGAUGGAAAGCGCAACGGCCCGAGGGUCAUGUGGAGCUGCCCCAAUGUCAGGUAGGUGCGAAAUACGAGCAGCAGUAG
This is a messenger RNA of Anopheles marshallii, 741 nucleotides long. RefSeq names its product alpha-2C adrenergic receptor-like. Bases 1 to 741 code for a protein of 246 amino acids. Gene Ontology annotation, biological process: adenylate cyclase-activating adrenergic receptor signaling pathway. The transcript has a single exon. NCBI's taxonomy places the organism in Eukaryota, Metazoa, Arthropoda, Insecta, Diptera, Culicidae. The record is from RefSeq and is a predicted model, not a curated record. Gene Ontology annotation, molecular function: G protein-coupled amine receptor activity. Gene Ontology annotation, cellular component: membrane.